This is a messenger RNA of Erinaceus europaeus (western European hedgehog), 844 nucleotides long. Its product is annotated as collagen alpha-1(I) chain-like. The record is from RefSeq and is a predicted model, not a curated record. Lineage: Eukaryota; Metazoa; Chordata; Mammalia; Eulipotyphla; Erinaceidae. The transcript is spliced from 3 exons. The coding region runs from base 1 to 609 and encodes 202 amino acids.
AUGACCCCGACUCAGCUUCCACACCCCCUCAUCCUGCAGACCCCGAGCCACAGUCACGGCUUCGGCCUUGCCGCUUGGCUCAAGAAUCCGGAGGAAUGGUCGGCUGUGUGCCACUCAUUGGGGCCCUUGGCGCGAGGUCCUCCUUUUAUCCAACUGGCAUUUUACAGGGGCGCCUGCACCCCACCCCCGAGCGCCGGGGUCCGGCCCGAUUCCGCAGGCGGCGGCGGCGGCGGCGGCGGCGACACGCGAGUCCGGCCCCGAGGUGCCCGCGGUCAUCGAGGCCGGGCGGGGGCGGCGGGGGCAGCGGGGGGCGCGGGCGGCGCAGAAACUUGGUCGGGGCAGCGGCUGCGCGGGGCUCGGCUCGGCUCCUCCUCGUCGUCCUCCUCGUCCUCCCGCCGCGGCUCCCCGGGGCCUGCGCCCGCCGCUCUCUAUCUGGGGCCGCCCGCCGCUCGGGGCCGCGUCUCGGGCCGUCCCGCGCCGGCCUCGCGCGGCUCCAUGUCCCGGGGGCCCCGGGCCCCUGCGCGUCUCCUCGCCGCCCCCCACAGGCUCCGGGCGCGGGGCCGAGCGCGGCUGCCGCGAGAGACGAUCCCGCCCGCCGGAGAUUUCUGAAUUGAAGCUUGUGCCGGUGGGCCAGGAGCCUCCACCUUUUCAAAGGCAUCAAGUGGCAAAGCCCAUCUAGUCAACGUGGACUUGGAGGGACAAUGCCCCCUGAACAAUGUUCUUUCUGAAAGUCAAUCUCCAACAGUUCGUGUAAGGAUCACUAUCCCUGAAUAGAUGUAUGAGCUAAGGCUGACGUUAGAACAGAGUUAAAAAAAGAAAAAAGAUAAACAGAGGCCAAAGAUGA